AUGAUAAACCUGCAAGAUCAAACAAAGAUACUAGAUACGAAUGAAGAGAAAGAUCUCAUAAGCAAAAUCGAACAGGGAGAUCUUGCUGCCCUCAUCAAAAUUCAAUCUGAAUUAGAUGCCAAGCAGGCAGCUUCGACUUUCAUCAUCAAGAUCACUAACGGUCAACUUGCAGAGUUGCAAAAAAUCGUGACAGAAAAGAUCGCGUCUAAAAUGGAUACUACCACGGAGGAUCUGACUGAGGUAAUGGAAAUGGAAACUUCCGGCUCUGCUAAAUCUGACGAUAUGGACACAAACUAG
Oikopleura dioica is the source of this 297-nucleotide messenger RNA. The record is from the annotation of a GenBank genome assembly. NCBI's taxonomy places the organism in Eukaryota, Metazoa, Chordata, Appendicularia, Copelata, Oikopleuridae.